AUGACCCACGCAGAAUUUGGUCAGUCCAAGAUCCGGAUUGUUGAAAAGAGCAGACUGGAAAUGCAGAAGGAGAGAGAAAGGUUUGUGUCGGACAAGAACCAGAUGGUGAAUGAGAUUGACAAGUUGAAGGAGCUGCUCCACACAUACGAACAAUCCAUCGAGCGGAAAGACCAGGUUAUCUCCAACCUCACCCACGCCCUGCAUAAACAGAGGGAGAAGUUUGACAUGCUGAAGAAGUUCACCGAGUGGAAACUCAGACACAAUGACCUGAAACGGGAGGCGUUUGCCAGCAAUCUGGCCAGGAAGCACUACGAGAGAAGCUUGUCCUCUAGAGUGUGGGUCGCCUGGCACUCCGUCAUCGAGAACAAGUGGCGGCAGCGGGUGGAGAAGGCGUGUCAGUCCAAGGCACAGGACGUGUGCUUGCAGCUCACUAAUGAAUACGAAGCCAAAAUCAGACAGCUGAACGAGGAGCUGGAGUCUGCGCAUGUGAAGAUCGGGCGGAUGAACGUGGAGCGGGAGAAGUAUGAGGAGGCCAUGAAGAAGGCCUUCAUGAGAGGAGUCUGUGCCCUCAACCUGGAGGCCAUGACCAUGUUUCACGGGGAGGAAGAGGGCGAGGAGGGACAAGUGUCUUCUGGGAAGCGCGUCUCCCCUGAUGAUAUUGCAGACAAUCUGGACAGUUAUGCCCUUGACAAAGAUUACGGUCACUCCAAGACAAUACCACAGGAGGCUGUGUACAUGACCCAACCUUCCGACCCUGUCCCACCUCGUAUAGUCAGCAGCCAGGGGUCACGUACCUCCACUGUGUCACAGACUAGAUCAAGUGUGUCAUCUCGUCCCACCAGUGCCACAUCGUCUUCACAUCGUGGCAAGGUCAUCACUGCUAAGGUCACUGCCAAAGUCGACUCGGGGAAGUCCUCUCGUGGUCCGGGGACGGCAAGUUCCACUCUCGCCCCACCCAUGGCAUCUGUCAUUGUGGAGAGGCAUCAGCCUGUCACCAAGCAAACAAUAGGAAAGGCAGCAGCCAGCAAGUUUCCAUCACAGCAAGGAGGUCAGAUCUACAAGCGGUUAGCAGGUCAAGGGUCACCGGUCGUGCUCUCACCACAUAUUCAGUCAGUCAAGGUUGUGGACUGACACUGUAGAGUAUACAAGGAAACAGCUGGAAACUUAGCAAGAAUGUGAUAUGACAAGGACAAUAUGACUUCAAAGAUUGGUCAGUGCGAGGGGUAGCCUUAUGGUUAAAGUGUUUACUCAUGUCGAAGACCCAGGUUCUAUUCCCUACAUGGGCCACAAUGUGUGUAGUCCAUUUCUGGUGUCCCCGCCAUAAUGGUGAUAGAAUAUUGGUAAAGCUGCAAAAGACCCUCACUCACUCAAAGACUGGUCCUUCUGACGUACACAGCAAACCAUUCUUCAGCAUGAUCAAUGGUUGCUAGAAGUAAAAUAUGUGUUUACACAUUGCUGUGGCUUUGCUCAUCACGCCAAAGACCCGGGUUGGAUUCUCCACAUGGGUGGAAAGUGUGAAGCCCAUUUUUGACGUCCACUACACAAUGCCAACCUAAGAGCAGACAUGUU
Molecule: messenger RNA, 1569 nt
Organism: Haliotis rubra (blacklip abalone)
Lineage: Eukaryota; Metazoa; Mollusca; Gastropoda; Lepetellida; Haliotidae
Product: centrosomal protein POC5-like
Exons: 8
Coding region: 1-1131 (376 amino acids)
Cellular component (GO): centrosome
Source: RefSeq, a predicted model, not a curated record